This is a messenger RNA of Antechinus flavipes (yellow-footed antechinus), 5633 nucleotides long. RefSeq names its product recombination signal binding protein for immunoglobulin kappa J region (gene RBPJ). Lineage: Eukaryota; Metazoa; Chordata; Mammalia; Dasyuromorphia; Dasyuridae. Bases 214 to 1674 code for a protein of 486 amino acids. The record is from RefSeq and is a predicted model, not a curated record. Gene Ontology annotation, molecular function: DNA-binding transcription activator activity, RNA polymerase II-specific; RNA polymerase II cis-regulatory region sequence-specific DNA binding. The transcript is spliced from 12 exons. Gene Ontology annotation, biological process: Notch signaling pathway; regulation of transcription by RNA polymerase II. Gene Ontology annotation, cellular component: nucleus; MAML1-RBP-Jkappa- ICN1 complex.
CUUGGAGUUUUGGCGAGAGUUUGUGGAAGAUGGCGCCUGUUGUGACAGGUUAUUGAAAUUUUGUAUGAGACUGACAUUGAAAUGGAAGCAUUAUAGUUCUUCGGAGCCAUUAUGAUCUCCAGGGGAAAGGAGAAUGAUACACUGGCUGAGGUGUUUUGAGGUGCAUCGAAGUGUGCCGAGCCGUGGCUCACCUUAACAUGUUCUUGAAGUACCAUGGCGUGGAUUAAAAGGAAAUUCGGUGAACGGCCUCAACCUAAACGCCUCACUAGGGAAGCAAUGAGAAACUAUCUAAAGGAGCGAGGUGAUCAGACCGUACUAAUCCUCCAUGCAAAAGUUGCACAGAAGUCUUAUGGAAAUGAAAAAAGGUUUUUCUGUCCUCCUCCUUGUGUAUAUCUUAUGGGCAGUGGAUGGAAGAAAAAAAAAGAGCAAAUGGAACGUGAUGGUUCUUCUGAACAAGAAUCUCAGCCAUGUGCAUUUAUUGGAAUAGGAAAUAGUGACCAAGAAAUGCAGCAGUUGAACUUGGAAGGAAAGAAUUAUUGCACAGCCAAAACACUGUAUAUAUCUGACUCAGACAAGCGAAAACAUUUCAUGUUAUCUGUAAAAAUGUUCUAUGGCAACAGUGACGACAUUGGUGUGUUCCUCAGUAAACGGAUCAAAGUCAUCUCCAAACCUUCUAAAAAGAAACAAUCAUUGAAAAAUGCUGACUUAUGCAUAGCUUCAGGAACAAAAGUGGCAUUAUUUAAUCGGCUUCGAUCACAGACAGUCAGCACCAGAUAUUUACAUGUAGAAGGAGGGAAUUUCCAUGCCAGCUCACAACAGUGGGGAGCAUUUUAUAUUCAUCUCUUGGAUGAUGAUGAAUCAGAAGGAGAAGAAUUCACAGUGAGAGACGGCUAUAUCCAUUAUGGACAGACUGUCAAACUUGUGUGUUCAGUUACAGGCAUGGCACUCCCAAGAUUGAUAAUUCGAAAAGUUGAUAAACAGACCGCAUUACUAGAUGCAGAUGAUCCAGUGUCCCAGCUACAUAAAUGUGCAUUUUAUCUUAAGGAUACAGAAAGAAUGUAUUUGUGCCUUUCCCAAGAGAGAAUAAUCCAAUUUCAAGCCACUCCAUGCCCCAAAGAACCAAAUAAAGAGAUGAUAAAUGAUGGAGCUUCCUGGACAAUCAUUAGUACAGAUAAGGCGGAGUAUACAUUCUAUGAGGGUAUGGGACCUGUCCAUGCUCCAGUAACACCUGUGCCUGUUGUAGAAAGUCUUCAGUUGAACGGUGGUGGAGAUGUAGCAAUGCUAGAACUCACAGGACAGAAUUUCACUCCAAAUUUGCGCGUCUGGUUUGGGGAUGUCGAAGCUGAAACUAUGUACAGAUGUGCAGAGAGCAUGCUGUGUGUCGUCCCAGACAUUUCUGCAUUCCGAGAAGGCUGGAGGUGGGUUCGUCAGCCAGUGCAGGUCCCAGUAACUUUGGUUCGUAAUGAUGGGAUAAUCUAUUCCACCAGCCUGACCUUUACGUACACGCCGGAACCAGGGCCGCGGCCACACUGCAGCGCGGCCGGAGCGAUCCUUCGAGCCAAUUCGAGCCUGAUGGCCGCUAACGAACCAAACACAAACAGCGAGGGAGGUUACACGAGCGUCAGCACAAACCCAACCAACGUCACGUCGUCCGCAGCCACGGUGGUAUCCUAACUACCGCUGGGACCUAGGACCUGACUCUGCAGAGAGAGAAAACUGAACAAGCUUCUGUGGCUGCUGGGAAAAGUGUCCAUUCUGACCAAUCCUCUUUGAGCCCUGUUAUCUACAAGUACUGAUUUGGAAAAGCAGAAGCCACAAUAAAAAAAAAAAAGUCAAAAUAUGAAAACUUUAUUGGGAAUCUAUUUUUCAGCUGGGUUUUUUGGUUUUUUGUUUUGUUUUGGUUUUGGUUUUUUUUUUAAGGGCAAGAAAUAGAAAUGUGGCUGGGACAAAGUUUAGAAAACGAUGAACAUCACAUAGUUUUUAUGGACCAAGGAACUUGUAUAAGCUUUAGUAAAAGGUACAUUUUCACCAUACCUUUUUUGUAUCACAACAUAUAGUACACUUUUGUUACCAAAUAGUUUAUUUUUUUUUCUCUGAGCGUUUGCUCUGAAGUAUAAUCAGGUUUCGUACCUGACCGUACUUUUAUAAUCUAAUUACCAUACUCUUCCAGUUUAAAAAAAUAUAUAUAUUUUUGGUCUGUGGCUGGAACUUCCUUUUUUAAACUGAAGUCUUGUGACUUUUUAUGAACUGAAAUUGUUUUGAUUUCAGCAAGUAGAACCUUGUAAAGGCCAGCAUAUUUUUUUUAAGAUUAUAUGAAGUCUGUGCAAAAGCUUUAAAAAAAAAAAAUGCCUCUGCCUUGCCUGCAAUACAUGCAAUGUAUGUUAACUUAGUGCUCUGUUUUCCUGUCAUUGUCAGUAGUUUUUUUGUGUUUUCCUUUUUUUAAAAAAUGUAUUUAUAGUGGUAACUCAAGAAGUUCUAACAUUUACAAGAGCUUCUUAUGUGACCAUCUAGUCAUGUUAAUGACUGUUCAUGUGACCGAAAAUGUUGGUUUUUGAAGGGUUUUAUAUUUUUUCUUUCAAAUCACAAAUGCAACCAUCUGUUCCAGGAUCUUUUCAGAUUUUUAUUCACUUCUAAUCUUGUACAUAACUUGUAUUAUGUGUAAGUUAAACAUUUUAUUUUGAAUGUGGAAUGUUCCCAAUGGCUUCAUUUGGCAGCGUGUUUUUGCCUUCUUGGCUGGUGACAAAAGUAUCAUGCAAAGUAUUUGCUACCAGUAGGACUGGUAGGUGGUGACCCUUAUUGUAUAAUGAGAAAAAUCUCUACAAAAGCAUGUUUUUAUUCCCUUUACAUCUUUUAUUUUUUUUUAAAGUAGCGUAGGCUAAACAUUGGUGUAAUCCUAAAAUAAUAAGAUGCUUUUGUUAGAUGAUCAACUGAAAUAGCUGGAAUACAUUACUUAGAAAUGGAUAGUUGUAAGAUACAAGUGUAACCCAUCCCUUCUUCCAUUUUCUCACCCCUUUCUGCUAUACUCCUCUCUGAGAUACCCGUCGUCUCCCUCCUGAUGGCAUCUAUCCCCCAAAGGCUUUUCUUUCCUUUCCCUUCCGUUAGAAUUUGGUUGCAUUCAGUGGGUUUUGUAGGCUUUGCACUCUGAGCUUGCCAUUUUCACAUUGUCCCUGUUCCUGCGCUCCGACUGCCCAGGUGUUCUUUUUAAGAGGUGCCGGCAAGACCAUCGGAGUAUUUGAGUACCAGAAGUGCCCGUGCAGGGUGGCAGGAGAUUGUCUAGCAAUGCAGUCAUCCUCUCUCUUAGAUCAAAAACUACCUCUGCAUUGUGACUGUCCCAUUACACAAGAACCACAGCCCCUUCGGAGUGCAAGCUCACAAUCCCCGCAGUGUUGGCCACGGGCUCCCUCGGCCAUUCGCCAAAAGGACCAGAGGAAGCAGAUCUUAAGGACAUUUUCUCUUUCUCAGUCUUCCUUCUUCCCCGUUUUGCUUGGGCUGUCCCACUGUAAAUGUUGUUUUUAUCUAUGUUAAUGAUUUUGUCUUCCAUUUUCAAAGGAAAAAAAUUAAUUUGGUUGUUAAUUCAGUACCACUGUGUUUUUUUUUCUCCUCUAGGCCUGCCUCAUUAUUCAUAGGCUUUUUUUAUACUACAUCUAUCCUUCUUUGCUACAAUCUUAUAAAUGCAAGCUCCUCGUACUAGCGAAUACUGCCUCACUCACCGGCUCUCUGUUUCAGUGACCAAGGGCGGAACUCUUCGUGGCCUUAUCUUUCUUUGUUUUAAACUGUUUACUGGCAUUCACUUGCAAACUGUUUACUUGUCUUUGCCCUCCUAAUUUUUUUUCUCUUGUGGCUACAGUCAUUACACAGUGUUUUUGUUUGAAGCAUGUAAGUAUUUUCAGUACUAUUUUACUUAUAAUUGUCCACGAGUUUCCUUCACGUAAUAGGUUUGAUAUUCAAUUAUGUAAUUAUAUUGGAUUUACUCUGAUGCCAAUAACAACAGAUAAAUGUUACCAGUAUAUGAAACCACAGCUUUUUUCCUUUAAAAUAAUACUUUUGAAAUUUUGGGGGAUUUUUUCCAAAUCCAUUUUUUCCCCCUUAGACAAUACAAAACUUUUCAUCUUUUGCCUUGUGUUUAAUUACCCUUUUGGGGUUUGUUUUAAAUGCCCUUUUUUCCCCUCAGCAGCUUUGUUCAUUAGCAUAUUAUAUACAAUAUUCCUGGACUUUUAAAAAUUCCAAAAGACUCAUGUAACAAAAAAUGUGUUUUUUCCCCAUUUGUCUUUCUCAGCCUUUAAAUUAUGUGCUGGGGGAAUGAGGGAAAAGAAAGAUAGGGAGGAUAUGGUAGUUUGUCAUAGCUUCUCUUUUGUCAAGACUUUUUUCCUUUAAUAUUUUCUUUAUUUAAAAAAACAAAAAACUAUUCCAUGGACUUGUGGCCCUCGGUUUUCUAUUCUUAUGAAACAUAUAUUCCAUAUCAGUACCCCUUUUAAACAUAACUUUGAGUUACUAAUAGAACUUAAAUGUUAAUUUUUGCUUCUUCCUGUUGUUAUUCUGGAGAGUUGGUCCUUUUUCGGAUAAAGCCUCUGUCACUAGAAUGGUAAAUGCCUUUGACAAACAUAAAUGGUAUAUUCAAAUAUGUAUUUUUCAGCACUAUUCCUUGUUAUAUAUUUUUGUGCAGUUUCCCAAAACAGACAUAGAAAUUUGAGCCCAUAUUCCCCAAAAGUUGCUGAUAGGUCAGUAGUGAACAUCGAACUCAGCACAUAAACUAAGAAAACCAGAACGAUGCUCGUAAAAGAGCUAUUAUUCCAAACAGUCUCAGAAUUGAACACUAGGAUGAUGUUGUGUUAACGCACCGCUGCUAACGUCUUAAUCCUUGGCAUCUGAAGUCUCGUUAAAUGAGUGAUUAGUUAUUUCACUUUGACUGCACAGGAUCAUUUGAGAACCGACAGUUGUUUUGUUUGUUUUUUUAAAAAUGAACCUGGUAUCAUCUGUUCUCACAUAGAGAAUUUCUCAUGUAAGUCUUGACGAAGGAAACCAGCUAACCAUUUAAAACCAAAUAAUGGCAGGAAGAGCGGGGCCCCCUGGGGAGAGGUGGUCUUUCGUGAAACAAAAUAUUCAAUUAUUAACUGAAGUAUUUACUUUUUCUUUCAAAAGCAGCUGUUUCUGAUGAGUACUGAACAAAUGUGUGUAAUUUUCUGUACCAGACUCUUUACUUUGUUUUCAAGCACUGUAAUGUGGGAUUGAGUGGCAGCUUUGUUAGAAAACAGUAAUAUAUUAGGGUUUAUAUUUAACCCUUGCAGGACUGAACUAUUUCUCUCUUCAUUCAUUUCAAUGUUGUAAUAAACAUUUGCCAGCAUUUAGUACUGUCGUGGUCCAGAUGUAAGUUACAUGCUCAUUUUUAGCUUAUUUCUUGUACCUUGCAGCAUGCUAUAUGCAUUCAGUCCUUAAGGGGUUAUAAUCUACAAACUGUGCACCUGUAAGGUUUAUUAGCAAUAAGGUAGAAAAUUGAGCAAGUUUUUACCAUAAUUUUGUAGAAAAAAUGAAUCUGCUCAGUUCCAUUUUUCUCCCCUCCCCCCCAAAAAAAAAAAAAUCCCUGCAAUAUGGGCAGUUUCAAAGAAUAAAUAAAAGUGAAAUGUAAAACACGUAAA